Messenger RNA from Exophiala oligosperma, 1761 nucleotides. RefSeq lists its product as uncharacterized. Gene Ontology annotation, cellular component: cytoplasm. Gene Ontology annotation, molecular function: 2-oxoglutarate-dependent dioxygenase activity. Lineage: Eukaryota; Fungi; Ascomycota; Eurotiomycetes; Chaetothyriales; Herpotrichiellaceae. The record is from RefSeq and is a predicted model, not a curated record. The transcript has 4 exons. The coding region runs from base 126 to 1289 and encodes 387 amino acids.
CCUCGGCACCAUCGUUCAUAAGGAGCUCGUCGCGAAGGUUAUAAGACCUGAGAAAGGAACGUUGUUUUGCUCCCUAUUUUAGUUGGCGGAACGGCUUCUGUCUUGUGAGAAAUAAGAACAGCAAAAUGGCACCAGCACUGAUCGAAGAAAACAUUAAGGACUUUGUCGUCCCUAAGAAAGACACCUUGGGACUCCCCGAGCCAGCGCUGAAAAGGUUAACCAAGGCAGGCAUUGAUUUGUUAAACGGGUACCCAUACCGCCCCAAUCGACCUUUGUAUCUUCAGGAUGUGUACAAUAUUAGAAAUAAAGAACGAAAACAUGACGAUGCAGGUGCCAGAGCGGAAAGAUCGAAACACGCACUGUUGUCUGCUGCCACAAAGGUCACCGACUUAACCACCCACAUUGGUACGGAGAUCGAGGGCCUCCAGCUCAAAGAUCUUACAGAUCAACAAAAGGAUGAGCUCGCCUUGUUGAUCGCUGAGCGAAGUGUCGUUUUCUUUCGUGAUCAGGACCUCUCUCCUCAGCAACAGAAAGAGCUCGGAGAGUACUAUGGCGAGGUCGAGAUUCAUCCGCAAGUUCCGCAAGUCCCUGGAGUGUCUGGAGUGACUGUCAUCUGGCCAGCUCUCCAAGCCACCGAGGUUACUGCGAGCUUUCGCAAACCAGGUGGUGCAUCCCGCUGGCAUACCGAUCUUGUGCAUGAACGCCAGCCUGCAGGUAUAACUCACCUCCACAACGAUACUGUGCCACCGAUUGGAGGAGACACUCUCUGGGCCAGUGGAUACUCGGCAUACGAGAAGCUAUCACCCGAUUUCCGCAAAAUGAUUGAUGGCAAGCAGGCUGUUUAUAGAUCUGCUCACCCAUAUCUCGAUAAGGAGAAUCCAAAUGCGGGUCCUCAGUAUAUUGAGCGGACUCAUCCAUUGGUUCGAGUACACCCGGCUACCGGGUGGAAAGCCCUGUGGGUUAAUAGAGCAAUGACUAGUCGAAUAGUCGGGCUCGAUAAGGCUGAGAAUGAUCUCAUCUUGGGAUAUUUGUUUGACGUUUAUGAACAGAACGUGGAUAUCCAAGUGAGAUUCAAAUGGACUCCGGGAACGAGUGCAUUGUGGGAUAGUAGAAUCACCAUACAUAAUGCCUCUUGGGACUAUGGUGGGCACUAUCCUCGACAUGGUACACGAGUCACUUCGUUGGCCGAAGUCCCCUAUUUCGACCCUAACGCCCCUACGCGUCGUGAAGCACUAGGUCUGCUGGACCCAGACGAGAAGAAGGUGGAUGGCAUCUUGUUGGAGACUUGAGGGUUUUGAACUGAUAUCACACAGGGGGGACCAGCGUAAAGAAUAGAGGCUCCUCAGAGCGCGUCGCGCCUUGACACAGAUCUGGGGUGAUGCCAAGUAUAUGAAGUUGAAAACAACAACCCCAUGUCCAGCAAGGUCAGCGCAACAUCACGUGAUCAUCAUCCAUUGUGGUUGUAGCACCGGGCGAUAGGUAUUUCGGCCAGACACCCUUGCAUUUCGGCCAUAUACCUAGGUAAUUAGGCAAGUCCUCCGAGUACUCUGCAAUACACCUAUCUGGCCUAUUCUCUAUGAUGCCUAUGAUGCAGGACCCUAUUCUCUGUGAUGCCGACGGAAAACGACUUACUAGUUAUUUAUAUGGGGACGAGUUUCUCAUUGCAUGGCUUGUUGCAUCUCACAGGGCCAAUUGCCGCGAUAAAAAUGACGAAUUCACGUUGCUAUUUGGCAGGUUCUAGUUGCCAUUGAGACGUUCCUG